AUGACUCUUAUAAAUCGCUCAAAACCAUUUGUACUUCUGGGUUUAUUUAUCGCCAGUUUGCUAUUAUGGGUCUCAAAAGCUUCUCUUGUUUCAUCGGGAGAUUUUAACAAAGACUUCUUCGUGACAUGGUCUCCUACCCACAUUAACACCUCAAGUGAUGGUCGAUCAAAAACCCUUAAGCUCGAUCAAGAAUCUGGAAACGUUAUCGGGCAGCCUUACAUUCUUCAGACAAAUGUCUAUGCCGAUGGAAUUGAUAACCGCGAAGAAAGGAUCCAUCUCUGGUUUGACCCAACCAAGGACUUUCACACGUAUACUAUCUUGUGGAACAUUCACCAAAUUGUGUUUAUGGUGGAUCAAAUUCCGAUAAGAUUAUACAGAAACCACAACGAUAAAGGCGUAGCCUUCCCAAGGUUACAACCUAUGAGUUUAAAAGCUAGUCUAUGGAACGGUGAGAGAUGGGCUACACGCGGUGAGCGUGACAAGAUUGAUUGGUCUAGGGGUCCAUUCGUGGCAUUCUUUGGCAAUUACAAGAUAGAUGCCUGUAUUUGGAAAGGCAACCCAAGAUCCUGUAGUGAAGAGAGCAAUGCAAAUUGGUGGAACAAGAAUGAGUUUAGUUCAUUGACAAGAGUGCAAAAGAGAUGGUUUAAAUGA
Thlaspi arvense is the source of this 651-nucleotide messenger RNA. The record is from the annotation of a GenBank genome assembly. Lineage: Eukaryota; Viridiplantae; Streptophyta; Magnoliopsida; Brassicales; Brassicaceae.